GAGAGCAGUGAUGGCCUGAAUCACUCCGAUACACACUGCUGCGUUUAGGAGUGUGUGUGUGAGAGAGAGAGAGAGAGAGAGAGUGUGUGUGUGUGUGUGUGUGUGAGAGAGGGAGAGAGCUAAAGCUGAAGAAGUCAGGAUUAAAGAUGCUCCUGAGGAAGUUGUUCCGGGCCGUGAUCAUGGGUCCGCCGGGUUCGGGGAAAGGAACCGUGUCGUCUCGGAUCACCGGGAGUUUCGGGCUGCAGCAUCUCUCCAGCGGGGACAUGUUACGGGCCAACAUCGAGGCCAAGAGCGAGCUCGGGCUGCUGUUGAAGUCGUGUAUAGACCAGGGGCAGCUGGUUCCCGAUGACGUCAUCUCCCGCCUCAUGUUGGCCAGCCUUCGGGAAAUGGAGCAGAGCAGCUGGCUGUUAGACGGUUUUCCCCGGACGGUGUCUCAGGCCGAGAGCUUGGACAGCGCCUUCACCGUGGACACAGUCAUCAACCUGGACGUGCCGUUCCAGACGAUUAAGGAGCGGCUGACCUCGCGCUGGGUUCACCUGUCCAGCGGCCGAGUCUACAACACCGACUUCAACCCUCCCCGAGUCCCCGGUUUUGAUGAUGUCACAGGGGAGCCGCUGACGCAGAGAGACGACGACAAGCCUGAGACGGUGACCCGCAGACUGAAGGCGUAUGAAAACCAGACUCAACCGGUUCUGGAGUAUUACAGGAGUAAGGGAAUUUUGGCGACUUUUACUGGAACUGAAACCAAUAAGAUCUGGCCUCACGUUCACGCCUUCCUCGCCAGGAGAAUCCCGCAGCAGGACCAGGGCCGCGUGUAACCGCGUGUAGCCGCGUGCUCGUGUACAGAAUUCACUUCUGUCUGGAAUUUCAACAAAAUCACUUCUGUUUUGGUGGAAAGUUUUAAAUUCACUGAUUUUAAAUGUUUUUAGUAGAUGUUCACUCCGAAGUGUGUUUGAGCAGGAAGUGUUGCAUUUGAACACAAUCUUAUUUCAGUAGUUUUACUCUUUUGCCUCACGGGCGCGCUGGGCCGAGGUUUACUUUUAAAAAUCCUUUUAACUUUUAGAUUUAAAACUUUUUUUUACCACAAUCGCACUCCUGCAUUCCCACACAAAGUCUUGGAAGGAAUUUUAUUAGCAAAAUGAAGUUAAUUGGUUAAAACUAUUUUAAACACUUUAAACAAAGAGAGUCAGAAAAAAGAGAAAAGGAAAGAGAAUAAAAUCCAUUUAAACUAAGAAGGGGAGGGAAAUGUUAUGUAAAGAAAAAAAAGAAAAAUCCAUUACAGAGGACAGAAAAGAAAAAAAAAUGCACAGCAAGUGGAAAUAAAGAUUUUUUUUUUUACAAAUAAAAAAAUAUAGAUAAGAGAAAAUAUAUUACUCAUGUCCACUAACAUUUCAAACAUUGUGUUUAAAAAAGGGUAAAGAAGAAAUUUAAAGAGAAAAUAAAUGUUUAAAAAUAUAUCGGUAAAGUGGGAAGGCUGCAGCACCGCCGCCGUCGACCCCAGAACGCUUUUUAAGAGAAAAAAAAAAACAAAACAUCCUAACAUGAUAAUUCAUUUUUUUGCACUAAACACUCAGGAUUUUCAGCGUUCGGAUUCCUGUACGAGAUUUUAUUUCCUGCUGAAUAAUUUCUCUCACAAAGUUGCCUUAACUCAACUUAAACACACACUCCUGUGUUUUUAUUCCUCGACUCCAUUUUUUGUCUAAUUAUAAUCUCAUUUCAACACAGAUUCGUAAAUAAUCUAAAAUUUAUUUUAAAAUUGCUAGUGCAUGUGAUUUGAUAGAAAAUUUUAUAUCUGGAGGAAAUAACGUUUGUAUACAGAUCAUUUAUGUUUAAUAUUGGUUUCAUGCCACUGAGCUGAAUAAUGAUUAAUAAAUAUUUAAAAUGUC
Molecule: messenger RNA, 1886 nt
Organism: Clarias gariepinus (North African catfish)
Lineage: Eukaryota; Metazoa; Chordata; Actinopteri; Siluriformes; Clariidae
Gene: ak3
Product: adenylate kinase 3
Exons: 5
Coding region: 147-818 (223 amino acids)
Biological process (GO): nucleobase-containing compound metabolic process
Cellular component (GO): mitochondrion; cytoplasm
Molecular function (GO): ATP binding; AMP kinase activity
Source: RefSeq, a predicted model, not a curated record